Molecule: messenger RNA, 1581 nt
Organism: Puccinia triticina
Lineage: Eukaryota; Fungi; Basidiomycota; Pucciniomycetes; Pucciniales; Pucciniaceae
Exons: 9
Coding region: 1-1581 (526 amino acids)
Biological process (GO): charged-tRNA amino acid modification
Cellular component (GO): cytoplasm
Molecular function (GO): tRNA adenosine(64)-2'-O-ribosylphosphate transferase activity
Source: RefSeq, a predicted model, not a curated record
AUGGAUAUUGCCGACGAUAGACACAAUCCCCACGACCAGCUGCUCAAUCACAUGGGACUCAUCCAACCAACCGACAUGCAAAUGGAACCAAGCAACUCACCAGUCUCAUCUGCAAACUCAGAUCAACUUUCUCAAGAAGCUAGUCAAUUACUGUUUGGCACUGAAGGACACUCCAACACUUUUCAAGCAGAUUUAAAGGCAAUCAACAAACAGCACAAAGAUGUCUAUAACCGUCUGCACUCAAUUUUCGAAGACUCUGAAUUUGUGACCAACGUGGUGGACCGGUAUCAGCCCUUGCCUGUUAUUGCAAACCUGCGAUGUGGCGCUUGGUACAUUGACCCACGUAUCACCAAUGUAGACUGUACCGCUUAUUUUAAAUCUACUGAUGGCCAUGAUGGUCAGUGGCAAUUUUCUCUGCGAAGAUCAAACCUUCAAGUACUUCAUCUGAUCAUUUCUUCCGGCGGAGUCAUCCUUGUGGACUCUACCCGUCGUGGCAAGCGGUUCCCCGAUGCGCUUUCUAAAACCGUCCCAUCUUGGUGCGCUGUAAUUAACACGGCUCGCGCAAAACUCCUCAACCGUUACCCCGUCGCUCCUUCGCUGCGAUCCGCUUGGCAGCCACACUCGUCGUCACUUGGUCUUGAUACACCCGUCAAUGCUGUUCGGAGUAGUGAACAUGAUCAGAUUCAAAGGCUGGUCGAUAAUUGGGCUGACCAACUCCUCGCCUCUUCUUUCAACGUCGAGGAGACUCUUGCCCAGCUACAUCGGCCUCUGAAGCCUAUCUGGGUCUCACCUGCCAGUGAUCUCGGUAAAGAAGCUUCAAUAGGAGAUGUAAACAAACUCGAUUUUCAUCCUGUGAUUUGCCUCAGUGCCAGUAAAUACUUGGGUGAUCACCCGUCCACUGAUCGAGAGGGUGGAUUCAAUUACAUUCAAGGAGCUGGUGAUGAUCACGAGGGAUGGUCGAGAGGAUUAACACAUAAAUUGUUUUGGGACAACCACCAUGAAUUUUUGGCAGCUCAUCGCCAUGAGCUGGAAUCUUUGAUAGAUCUGAUAGUUUCAUCGUCGCUGGAUAACACGUGCUCCAAUCUCAAGCGCGUUGAAGUUUUCGAAGUCCGCACAACGAAGCUUUUUAUCUGUCUACCAAAUGACUUCAAUCAAAAUUCAUCCUCAGAGGACGCAUUGGAUGUAAUCAUUUCUGGUGGCGAUUCAGUCGAGCUGAGGUGCAAGAAAGAUAAAAUAGAAAAAAAAGUUGUUGUGGCUAAUAAUCGAGUGAUGAAGAACUUAUCAAAGACCUUGUCAAGCGUUUUGCCCGAAUGUAUACAAAUGAUGAAAGAUAGUAAAGCCGUACGGCUCACUGCCAUUGGUCCCAAGUUAGACGAAUCGAAAGAGAUAAUGGUUGCAAUUGCACUAUGCUUACUAGUGAACGUAUUCAAUGACCAUGGCUUACAUCGUCAAGAGCCACCAAAGCAAAUUGAAAAAGCUGACAUUCGGCACAGGUUGCAUUGGAUGAUUGAAGCCUCCAAGGGCACUCUAAACCCACCGAGGUCCAUUCUCAAGAGGGUCAAUAAUUAUCUUAUUGGUUAA